AUGGCGAGAUUAAGGAGGAACGACAGCCAUAUUGGUCAAAACUAUGUGAAUCAAUACGAUGAAGGACAUGAUAUUGACAAAAUAUCUAAAUUACCAAGAAACCUUAUUGAUGAUAUUUUGAAACGUAUGACCAUAAAGGAAGUUGCAAGGAUGAGCGUGUUAUCACAAAAAUGGAAUCAGAUAUGGUCUACACAUCCAUUUCUUGUGCUAGAUCGCUGGUUCCAUGAAGAAAUAGAUUAUCAAAAUCGAUCAUCAUCCUCAGUCACUUUUGACUUUAAAAAUAUUAUAAACAAAAUCCUCUUACAACAUAGUGGUUCAAUUGUCAAGUUUGUCCUUGAUGUAUCAGGUGUUGGUUCCGACUGGGACCUUCAUCAUUGGCUACGAUACGUUUCUAACAAUGGGCUUAAGGAACUUAAAAUCGAAAAUUCAAUCCAAUCCACAUAUACUUUGCCAUAUUUCUUAUUCAAUUCUGGAGAAUUGAGUCAUUUGGACAUCACCAAUUGUGCCUUCAAGAUGCCCCUUGCCUCUACAUCAUUUCAGAAUCUUGUGAGGCUUGAUCUAAGGCUAAUAAGUUUUGAUCCAAUAUUGGUGUAUACCAAACUUGAGGCUCCCCUUCUCUCGAUCAUGGUGCUUACAUAUUGUGAUGGUCUCCAGUAUCUUAAUAUCUCUGCGCCCCGAUUGCGUGGCUUACACAUUGUUGAUAGUCAUUAUGUCGAUUUGAUAGUUCUCAAAGCCUAUCCCAAUCUGAAAACGUUGACUAUUGUGACAUGCGACAAAAUCGAGCAAUAUGAAUUUUGGAGAAGGUUUACUUUGACAGACAUUAUUUGUUCGUUCCCUAAACUUAUAGGGUUAGACUUCAACAGUCCGUUCUUCAAGUUUGUAGUUCCACAUGUUAUUCCAAAGAGGCUUGAGGCUACACUGGAGAAUUUGCAGCUUCUCAACUUAGGUCUGUGCUUUGCCGAUGAAGCUCAAAUUUCAGCAGUUAUUUGCUUGCUGCAAAGUGCUCCCCGGUUGCAUACACUUAAAAUUGAGGAAGAACUUGCAAAUGUAGAGCAAAGUGAUAUGGACGCAGUUAGAGAGUAUUUGUCAACACCAAAUUGUGUAGAAGAGGAUCUCAUGGCACUUAGAAAGAUAAAGUUGGACGGUUUUGUGAACACCACAAAUGAACGUUUUUUCAUGAAACUUAUGCUAGCUCAUUGUCCUUCACUUGUAGAGGUGGCACUUACGCCUGCAACAUCAAUUGACGAACGUGAAAUAUCGCUCUUCUACUUAGAAGUGCUUCAGUUCCCUCAAGCUUCACCAAAUGUCAAUAUACUGCUUGAAUAG
This is a messenger RNA of Lycium ferocissimum, 1326 nucleotides long. Its product is annotated as F-box/FBD/LRR-repeat protein At1g13570-like. The record is from RefSeq and is a predicted model, not a curated record. The transcript is spliced from 4 exons. Lineage: Eukaryota; Viridiplantae; Streptophyta; Magnoliopsida; Solanales; Solanaceae. The coding region runs from base 1 to 1326 and encodes 441 amino acids. Gene Ontology annotation, molecular function: protein binding.